This is a messenger RNA of Microthlaspi erraticum, 243 nucleotides long. NCBI's taxonomy places the organism in Eukaryota, Viridiplantae, Streptophyta, Magnoliopsida, Brassicales, Brassicaceae. The record is from the annotation of a GenBank genome assembly.
AUGCAUUGUUUGAGUGACUGUGAAGUGGGAUUGAUGUUGAUAAGCAUGGUCUUUUGGAGCACUUUGGAGCAUUGGGACGUGAGGAGCAAGGAAGGACUUGGUGCAUGGACGCAGCUCAACAACGCAAAGGAAGAAGGAGGAAGUCAUCUUGAAGUCAGCUCGACCGGCCAAGUUCAACUCGAUCGAGCUGAGAAGUCAAAGUCAAACCCGAAAAAUGUUGCUUCCCCCUUGACUUCCCUUUGA